Molecule: messenger RNA, 709 nt
Organism: Penaeus monodon (black tiger shrimp)
Lineage: Eukaryota; Metazoa; Arthropoda; Malacostraca; Decapoda; Penaeidae
Product: cuticle protein 18.6-like
Exons: 2
Coding region: 269-709 (146 amino acids)
Cellular component (GO): extracellular matrix
Source: RefSeq, a predicted model, not a curated record
GUAUUUUGUUCUUUUUACUAUUAUUCAUCACCAUAUUAGACAAACUUCUGAACAACGUUGUUAUCAUCAUCCCUUUUGCUGGAACCAUAUACUUAGUAUUUCAAAACAGCUUUCUCCUUGUUAUUAUCAAAGUCAUCUGUUUUGUACCAUCCACUGUUCAGGCAUAGCAGUGACGUCACAGCUUCCGUGCUGGUGGCGAGUAUAUAAAUGGCUUUUUCCCUUUACCGAGCAUCACUGUUCACUCAGCUCCCCUGCGACCUACACCAAUAUGUGUGCGAAACUGAUCCUCGUGGUGGGCUCCCUCGCGGCUGUGGUCUCCGCCGUGCCCCGUCCCGACACUCCUCCCGUCUACGGCCCUCCUCACCCGACCUACAAGCAGCCAGGAAUGCCGUUCGAUUUCAGCUACGCCGUCAAGGACUACUCGGGUAAUGACUACGCCCACGCCCAGACCAGCGACGGUCACGUCACCUCCGGAUCGUACAGAGUGGCUCUUCCCGACGGCCGAACCGAGAUCGUGGAAUUCAGCGCCGAUCACGACAACGGCUACGUCGCCAACGUCGCCUACGAGGGGGAGGCCUCUUACCCCGCUCCCGCCCCCUCCUACCACCCCGCUCCCUCCUACCACGCCCCCGCCCCUUCCUACCACCCUACUCCCUCCUACCCACCACCCACCACCUACCCACCUCCCCCACCCCACCCAUAUCAAUAG